AUGGAUCUUCCAGCUCUACCAGAACACGAGAAUCGAUGGCCACAAAAUGUCUAUACUGUGGAGGGUAUCAUCAGCAAUAUAUACAAUGCUACAAUUAGAAUACUUCGGUCAAAUGACGCAGAACCAACCAGAGUGGCAUACCACUAUGAUGCACUGUCCACAGAGGCCCUACCUUUGCUCGAAGCCAUUGAAAGUGAUACAAGUCCUGCUGAUUACCAGCUUCUGCAUGACUGGCUACUAGUAUGUGCUAGGCUUAUUGGGGAGGUAGCCGCAAUGCUCAAGGAUAUCAGCGGAAAUCUUCAUGUGGGAAAUGCUGAACGGGCAAAUGUGAUAAUCCCGGAGCUUGUGACUCUGGGCCAUCAGCAAUGUCGACUUGGGCGUCGGAAGAAAAUCAUUAACUUCGAUUUCGUCAUGCCUCCGAAGUCCGGUCCCGAACCUAGGUUUGAACUCGAACCUUUGCGGACUGGACCAUUGGUUCAGUCACAGGUCCGGUAUUUCUGCUGGACCGAACCCCCUAAUAGGUCCGAGGUCCGGUAUUUUCCUGGAGCACGUGAACCAGUCCAGACGCGUCCGGACCGGUUUGAACCUGAUGUAUUUUUAUCCAACUUAGAUUCUCAAACCGGCAACGAAGCCUCAUAUUUUUGCGAUGAGGUCCCAAAGUUGAAGGACAAAUUGUACACUGAUUUCAGGCUUUCGGCACACGAAUGGGGGGAGCUGGACUUGAUGCGUGAAGUCCUUCAGGAACCUGCAGACGCUCAGCAGAGUUUCUCGGCAACUCGUGAACCAACUGUAUGGCGAACUAUUCCGGUGCUCGAAUAUCUUCAAGAGAUGUUGCAAAAUAUGGCCAACUCUUCAAAAUUCAGCCGCCUCUCAACAGCCAUUGAAGCUGGUGUCGCUAAUCUCAGCAAGUGGUAUGGUAAGACCGAUGACACGGACGUCUAUUUUAUUUGUCUUGCGCUUGACCCCAACUACAAGGUCGCAUACGCCAAAGACAAAUGGGCCCCUCAUUUUUUCGAAAUGGGGAUGCACUCCCUCGGGAGAGUGGUGUUACACACUCAAAUAGAUCUGUUAUGCGGAGCCCUAAGAGGGGCGUCGUCCGCUAACGUUCGUGACGUAACCGGAAGGGUCCGGUGUAGCGACUGA
This is a messenger RNA of Suillus fuscotomentosus, 1143 nucleotides long. RefSeq lists its product as uncharacterized. Lineage: Eukaryota; Fungi; Basidiomycota; Agaricomycetes; Boletales; Suillaceae. The transcript is spliced from 6 exons. Bases 1 to 1143 code for a protein of 380 amino acids. The record is from RefSeq and is a predicted model, not a curated record.